AUGUCUGAACCAGAGGAGGGCUCCUUUGUCCGCUUCAUGCAGCUCCCAUUGGAGAUCAGACACAUGGUGUGGAGUGAAGCCUGGGCCGACCGCAAGCCUGAGAUCUGCACUCAUUUCUACACCAGAAGCCCCACCAAAGGCCUGCCCGGCUUUCCUCCGACACAGCUGAUCGUCGACGUCGACGUCGCCUUGAUGCACGCAUGCAGCGAGUCACGAGCCUUCCUCACCUCAAAAGCUGGUGGUGUGCGAUUCCGCUACUCUCUGGCCGCAAAGCGCAAUGUGCCCUGCCGGGCCUUCGACCCGGCGCUGGACACACUCUACCUUGGAGGGCACAACGUCGAAGACGCAAUCUACGUCACUGCUCCGCUCCCGAAGGAGGGCGACUGUAGGGAUACUUGA
Diaporthe citri is the source of this 399-nucleotide messenger RNA. RefSeq lists its product as uncharacterized. Bases 1 to 399 code for a protein of 132 amino acids. The transcript has 2 exons. The record is from RefSeq and is a predicted model, not a curated record. NCBI's taxonomy places the organism in Eukaryota, Fungi, Ascomycota, Sordariomycetes, Diaporthales, Diaporthaceae.